AAAAAGAUUCACAAGAUAUUAGUAAUACCACUCAAAUAAUAUUUUUGAAACAAGAAAUGGAUGUUCAAAGAUCUUCAUACAUUUUCAUUGCACUUUCUAUCAUUGCAAUGUUCUUGAUCACAGGAGUAAAACCAGAGGUAAGAGAUAUUUGUCCAGGAGUGUGCCAUGCUGGAAUUGAACCAGACUGUGACACACUCUGCAUUAGCAUGGGGUUUACUGGGGGUUAUUGUCAAGGAUUAACAUGUUGUUGCAACCCAAAAUCCUCCAAAUCCUCAAUAAUUAAUCGUCCAAUUUAAUUAUUAUUUUUUGUUUUGUAUUACUCUUUUAACUUUUCAUACUUAUAAAACUUUGCUAUGGAAA
Arabidopsis thaliana (thale cress) is the source of this 360-nucleotide messenger RNA. It is a transcript of the gene LCR81, whose product is annotated as low-molecular-weight cysteine-rich 81. Bases 57 to 296 code for a protein of 79 amino acids. The record is from RefSeq and is marked reviewed. The transcript has 2 exons. Gene Ontology annotation, cellular component: extracellular region. NCBI's taxonomy places the organism in Eukaryota, Viridiplantae, Streptophyta, Magnoliopsida, Brassicales, Brassicaceae.